AUGUCGUUGUUUGCCAUUCAAGCUGCUGCAGACAAGUAUGUUGCUGAUAUGAUCCAGGCGGGUAUUAAACAAGACCCCCGCCUUCAAUUCCAGUGGUGGUUUCCAUUAGUUGAGAGUAUAUCAGCGGUUGAGUUCCAUCAAAACCAAGAUUGGUUUAUAAAAGUAGAUAAGGACAAAUCAGGCACAUUAGACGCAAAAGAAAUCAUCAAAGCAAAAUUCCCAGGUGACAUUAAAGUCGACCAAACCACUGUUAAUCGAUUGAUGAGGAUCUUUGAUGUCGACUUCUCGGGAUCAAUAGGCUUCUUCGAGUUCUUAGCCCUUUACAACUUUGUGAAGCUUUGCCUCGACACAUUCAAAAACUUCGACAAGGAUAAAGGAGGAUCCCUUGAUGCAAAGGAAUUAACACAAGCACUUCCAGCACUCGGGUUUAAUUGCAGCAAGAGGUCGAUAGAUAUACUCAUCAAACUUAACUCAGCGCUUGGGAAGAAAAUUUCUAAAAACCAAUUUGUUGCGGUAGCAGCUUAUUUGGGUCAAUGCAGAUCAAUUUACCAGAGAACUUUCGAUAUGAAGAGAAACGAAAUUGACAACAGGGAGUUCGACAAGUUCGUCAAUUUGGUUCUCUCUCUGGUCGAAUAA
Messenger RNA from Entamoeba invadens IP1, 636 nucleotides. Its product is annotated as programmed cell death protein, putative. The coding region runs from base 1 to 636 and encodes 211 amino acids. The transcript has a single exon. The record is from RefSeq and is a predicted model, not a curated record. Gene Ontology annotation, molecular function: calcium ion binding. Lineage: Eukaryota; Evosea; Mastigamoebida; Endamoebidae.